UUAUGGCCAGAUACUCGGGGAAAUCAUGUCGUUUGUUGACCAUGCUGUCCCUGACGGCCUUCUUCUUCCUGGUGGAGAUCAUCGUGGGCUACAUCACAAACUCCAUUGCUCUGGUAGCAGACUCUUUUCACAUGCUGUCUGAUGUCUUGGCACUCAGUGUGGGCUUUGCCUCUGUUAGAGUAUCAAAAUUGCAUACCGAGAAAAACACCUUUGGUUGGAUCCGAGCAGAAGUUCUUGGAGCUUUAGUGAAUUCUGUCUUCCUUGUUGCUCUUUGUUUUACCAUUUUGAUAGAAGCUCUGAAGAGAUUAGUGGACAGUGAGGAAGUGACCAAUCCUAAGCUCCUUCUAAUUGUGGGUGGGGCUGGCCUCGUUGUCAGCACCAUCGGAUUGUGUCUCUUUUAUGACCAUGGUCACAGGUGUGGAGGUCAUAGCUAUGGGAGAGGUCACGGUCACAGUCAUGGGGGUGGAGCCGAGGAAUUAGAGCUGUGUGAUCAGGAAGAAAGCAAGGAAUUGGUCAAGAGAACAACAAAAGUAACAACAACCAAUGGAAUGGCCAGGCUGCAGCUAAAUAACCCCAAAUGUGAGAUUGAGAUGAAGAACAAACUUUCUUCCAGUUCCCAGCUGAACAUGAGGGGGGUAUUUCUACAUGUCUUGGGGCAUGCCUUAGGGUCAGUCAUUUUGAUAAUAAGUGCCUUUAUUAUUUGGCUGUGCGAGGGGGACUGGAGAUUCUAUGUGGAUCCCGCCAUGAGCAUAAUGAUGGUAGUGAUUAUCAUAGGAACAACUGCUCCACUCUUGAAAGAAUCAGGUUUUAUCUUGCUACAAAAUGUUCCAUCUCAUAUAAAUCUCGAAGCAGUUAGAGAAAAAUUGGCAAAGGUUGAAGGGGUAGUAGCAGUUCGUGAACUCCAUAUUUGGCAGUUAGAAGGCAGUAAGAUCAUAGCCUCAGGUCAUGUAACAUGCGAUGAUUUAUAUGAUUACUACACUAUAUCAGUGACAGUUAAAGAGAUUUUCCGUAACGAGGGAAUCUAUUCCGCUACCAUCCAACCUGAGUUCUUACAGGUAAGAAUGCACAGGAGACAGAUAUCUGAGCAGGACUGUAUUCUAGAAUGUGGACCAGAUAAAAAUUUCUACCAAGACACAUGUUGGCAGAAAAGACAGGACUCGGAAAAGGGUAAAAAUGGGGAAAGCCUCACCAGGGAGAGGAGUGAAAAAGGAAUGAAGAGAAGCAAAUCUGAGCCUCGAAAUGUUUCUGUGGAGGAUGUCUAGUGCUAGAAUAAGUCUUAAUUGACUUUCAGUGUCAUAGGCACAAGGGAUGAUAUUCCAAAAUGUACAAUGUAUUUUUUAGGUCACCGGAGUCAU
This is a messenger RNA of Saccostrea echinata, 1355 nucleotides long. Its product is annotated as proton-coupled zinc antiporter SLC30A1-like. Bases 3 to 1262 code for a protein of 419 amino acids. Gene Ontology annotation, biological process: intracellular zinc ion homeostasis; detoxification of zinc ion; zinc ion transmembrane transport. The transcript has 9 exons. Gene Ontology annotation, cellular component: membrane. Gene Ontology annotation, molecular function: zinc ion transmembrane transporter activity. The record is from RefSeq and is a predicted model, not a curated record. NCBI's taxonomy places the organism in Eukaryota, Metazoa, Mollusca, Bivalvia, Ostreida, Ostreidae.